AUGUCAUUAAGAGCAGCACAAAGCACACGAGAGAUCUUGAAGCACUUGUCUUCAGGACCUGGUGCCGCCAAGUUACCUUCCAAUGUGUCCAAAAUUGCAUUGACAUUUGCAUCCAAGGGAAAGAACGAGAGCGCAGGUGCUAGACACUUUUUACAAGAGAACCUUCCUCGCAUCAGAUACAACAACCCCAAUAUUGAGUACGAAGUCUACAAGACAUUGGAUACCUCCACCAAGCCCACCAUUGCUGUUCAUUUCUCAAAUGGCACUUCCAAAGUCAUUGAGAUCCCUCGAGUUCAAUCCAAUGUUAUUGUUGAUCAAGUGUUUGCUGCCACACCCUAA
Messenger RNA from Mucor velutinosus, 339 nucleotides. RefSeq names its product phosphate transporter (Pho88). Bases 1 to 339 code for a protein of 112 amino acids. The transcript has 3 exons. Gene Ontology annotation, molecular function: structural constituent of ribosome. NCBI's taxonomy places the organism in Eukaryota, Fungi, Mucoromycota, Mucoromycetes, Mucorales, Mucoraceae. Gene Ontology annotation, cellular component: mitochondrion. The record is from RefSeq and is a predicted model, not a curated record.